Messenger RNA from Theobroma umbraticum, 1142 nucleotides. RefSeq lists its product as uncharacterized. NCBI's taxonomy places the organism in Eukaryota, Viridiplantae, Streptophyta, Magnoliopsida, Malvales, Malvaceae. The record is from RefSeq and is a predicted model, not a curated record.
AACCAGAACCCAAAAAAGGAGUUCACGAAGAUUAUUCUCCUCUUUCUACAAGAAGCCUGCCUCUGCCUAAGCCUUUGCCCCUUAUCUAGAAACUGCUGCUGUUGUUGGAUCAAUUCUUCUUCUUCUUCUUUUUUUUCUUGGUUCCUUCUCUAACUCAGCCCCUGAAAAUUGAGCCGUUAGCAUCACCCCGGAUCAGCCGGACACGUUUCAGACCCAACCAGUCAACAGUUAACAUCUCAAUUAGAACUCGGGUUUUUUUAGCACGGGCACCGUCACCGUCGUAGUCAUAAUCAGAGCCAUUGAUUCUGUGGGAAGAAGGAAGAAGCAGUAAUGGAGAAAUCGGUUUUUGUUAAAGAUGUUCAACAACUCGAUGGAAAUCUCCCUCACUCUUUUUCUUUUGCUUCUCAAAGACAUGUAACUUACAGCUGUGGUUCUUGUGGGUAUGAGCUAAACCUAAGUUCCUCUAGUCGAAAUACUGCAACAAUUGGCUCUAAAUAUGGAAAAUCUAUAAAACGAGGGAUUAUAUCAUUCUUCACUGUAGACGAGAGCAGAUUUACACAAGUUGAUGAGUUCCAAUGCAUUCCCUACUUUUCGAAGAACACAUGGGGUUUGUUCCGCCAAAGAACCAAACUUCUUUGCCGCAAGUGUGGCAACCACAUUGGAAAUGCUUACGAUGAUAAAACUUCAGGCUACCCUGUUGUCUUAGAUGGAUCUGAUUCAUCAACUGGUAAUGAAGUUUCUGGCCAUAGAAAAUAUGAUGUUAGAAUCCGUGCCCUACUGCCUUCGUCUGCUGAAGAACUUGGCACUCCACUUUUUGUGUGACUUACUAGUGCUGUUUUCAUUAUUGGUGGUCAUCCAAUUGUAUAAUCAAUGAGGAUUAUUCUGAGGGGGUUUGUGUGGGAUUAGUAUUGUCUAUAGUUGUUUUGAGUCCUUUCAUUCUAUGUUUUCUUUGUUGUUGUUUUUGUUAAUGGUCCUCUACAUACUUCAUGGUAACUCAUGUACAUAGAAGUAUCUAAAAGGAAAGUAGUGUGGGGUUUUGAAAGAGUUGAAUGGGCUGAGCAAAGUAAUGUCACUACCCAAAUUUGAAUGUAAACGAAUUAAGUAAAGUGUUUUUGGGCCAUUGAAUUGACUCAUUGGAAUUA